AUGGCGACAAUUACUGAAGGACCUGGCAGUGAACUCUCGCCCAACUUUGCUCCCUUCUUUGGCAUGGCCGGAAUCGCCUCUGCUAUGAUCUUCGGCUGUAUAGGAGCCGCCUAUGGCACCGCGAAAUCAGGCAUCGGAAUUGCUGGUGUGGGAACCUACCGCCCCGACUUGAUCAUGAAGUCCCUCAUUCCCGUCGUCAUGUCCGGUAUCAUCGCCGUCUACGCCCUGGUCAUUGCCGUGCUCAUCGCAGGAGACAUGGGACCCCCGCCUCAGCAGAACUACAGUUUGUUUACGGGAUUCAUGCACCUGGCAUCUGGAUUGAGUGUUGGCCUGGCUGGUCUGGCGGCGGGCUAUGCCAUUGGCAUUGUGGGAGAUAUGGGCGUGAGAUGUUACAUGCAGCAAAGCAGGAUAUUUGUGGGCAUGGUGCUCAUUCUGAUCUUUGGUGAAGUCCUGGGACUCUACGGCUUGAUUGUGGGGUUGAUUUUGCAUUCAAAGAGUUGA
Messenger RNA from Fonsecaea erecta, 501 nucleotides. Its product is annotated as V-type proton ATPase proteolipid subunit 2. Gene Ontology annotation, cellular component: proton-transporting V-type ATPase, V0 domain. The record is from RefSeq and is a predicted model, not a curated record. Gene Ontology annotation, molecular function: proton-transporting ATPase activity, rotational mechanism. Gene Ontology annotation, biological process: proton transmembrane transport. Lineage: Eukaryota; Fungi; Ascomycota; Eurotiomycetes; Chaetothyriales; Herpotrichiellaceae. The coding region runs from base 1 to 501 and encodes 166 amino acids. The transcript has 5 exons.